AUGGGCAUCUUAAAGUAAUUAUAUUCCAAUAAAUUCCUUAUCUAAACAGAUAAGUAGCUUUAUGACUUGGGGAUAAUUAAUGGAAACAUGAAGAAAGAAUUCGAUUAAUCAGUCAGUUGCAACAUCCUGAAUAGUGAGGCUGUUUAAAAUACAUUUGUCCUCGAUCUGUUAAAGUUAGGUUAAAAAGCUCCCUCAAAAUCAAACAUUUCGAAGUCAUUUGAGGCAAAAAGAUAUUUGAUUAUGCAAAUUAUGCUGCCAUAGGAAGGUAAAUACUAUAAGAUUGAGAUAUCAGUGAAAGAUGCUUCUUAAGUAAGAUUAGUAAUAGUAUUUUCAACACAACUUUAGAACACAAGAAGAUUAAUAUCAAGUACGAUAAACAAGCAGGAUUUACUGAUCACUCCUUUGCAUGCCAAAUUUCCAAAGAUUGAUCAUAAUCCAUAAAUAUGGAAAAACAUGUGCAUAGAUGUGGGUGAACUAUCAGAGAAAUUUUUUAGUAAUUUUGAAUUCAGAUAGAUCACAAGAAUUGAAAUACAUGGGAUUUUCAAACUGAGAAGAGUAAUGUUAUCAAGAAAGUAGAUACCCAAUUAUGAUCCAAUGACAGAAGAGAUUAUGUUGGGUGCAAAUAUGAAUAAUAUUUAGGAUAUACCCGACUCACUGAAUUUUCCAAGAAAGUGUAGAGUCUAUAUGAAUCAUAUAUUCAACUAUGAAGCCUUAUCUAAACUAUUGAAAGAUAGGUUUCCUGAGACAAGAAAUCCAAGAGGUAAUAGCAGUGAUUUGAAAGAUGCAAAAUAGAAUAGUCCUAAACUUAAUCCGAUUGGAAAGCCUUUUCAAGCUAUCAAUUAAUCUCCCAGAUUGUAAAAUGCUCUCAAUAAAGUAGAAAUAUCCUCCAUCGGAAGUAAUGACUAUAUUCCUAAGCAUCCUCCUUCUAUAAAGUAAAACAAGGUGUUUAAAGCCAAAGAUAUAAUUGGAAUCAUAAAUAAUUCUAAGAACUCUCAUUACGAAGAUCAGAAUAAGGAUAUGAAUAGAUCUAGAGACGUGACACUUUAGAGUUUAAGCAAUGAUGAGGUCUACCCUCUGAGCUCUGGAGAGAUUAAAAAUUAUAAAUACUCAAAGAAUAGCAAAUUUAAUCCUAACAGAUAUCCUACAGACUCUGUAGCAAACAAUAUGAUAAUUGAGGAGAGAUACCAAUCAUAAUCCUAUGACUUGAAUGAUAAUGAUAAGAGAAGAGAUUCACAAAUGACCAUUUACAAAUCACAAGAGCUAAAGCUUCCAACUAUUGAUUAAAACAAUAUCCUCAUAAAUAAAUAUGGCUCAAAUCACAACAUAAUUCCAAAUAUCUAGGUUGGAAAAAUGAGAAAUUAGUCCACAAGAUAUUCUCAUACUAAUUUGAAAAUUACGAAUAGUAACAUAUAUUAAAAUGUAAGCUCUAAAGAUGAGCAAGCGACAAAUAUAUACAAGUCGAACCAGCUUCUACCUUAGAUUUAGACCAUAGAUAAACCCCCACUUCAUUAAAAUAGAUAUGGAAAGGCAAGCUUGAAAGAAUUGGACUAUUAAUAGAACUACUCGGUAGAUAGGCAAAAUGAUAAAUUGCUAAAAUAUUCUGGAGGGCUGUUCAAUAAUGAUAAGGACAACAAAGAUAAUGAUCAAAAGGAAAAAUUCCAAAAUAGGUACAAGAAUAAGAAUUUUCAUUAGAUUAUGAAAGAUGUAAAUGUUAGGUCUAGACCUAAAGAUGUAAGCGAGGAAAUGAAAGGCUGGGACGGUUCUACAGAUAAUACUAGAAAGCUGUCUCAUGAUAUCAAUUCCUCUAGGAAUCGGUAAGAGUCUAAUCGUCAUAUUAAAAAUGCUAAACAAGAGCAACUUAAUUCAUACUAGCCCACAAUAGUUACAACAACAAAAGCAAGCAUAUAAAUUGAAACAACCAGCAGUGUGAUUAAUAGCUCCAAGCAAGGCAAUGGGAAUAUUCAGGUACUUUCUUCAGUUAAACAUAUUCCUGUGAAAGUUUAAAAAAUCUCAGACGUCAAACUCCCAAGCAUCAAUUAGUAAAAGCAAAAUAGUUUUAAUUCAGUUUAUGCAAAUCAACACUUCAAUCAUUAAUUCAAUAACUCUAGUGAACUCUAGGAAGUAAAUGAGAAUUGGAAACAUACAGAAAGUUCUAUAUAGGAAGAUAUUUUCUAAGAGUAAAUCACUUAAACAGCCAAUACCGGCAAUGACCGCUAAAAUACUCAUAAUUUUAAUUAUGGAUCUCCAAAGAUUAAAUACAGAGAAAGUCUAUAAAAUCAGUAUAAUAAGGGAAUGAUAGGAAUGACUACUGAUAAUUUCGAUAGAUUAUCAUUAGACCUAGAGGAUUUGAUUAGUGAAAAAGAUGGCGGUGUGAGAUAAAACCUUUAUAAUGAAGACUUUGAAAUGUAAAAUACACUGGGCUCAAAUACUUAUAACCAAUUCGAUAACAUUUUAGGCAAUUAGCUCAUGAAAAGAGAUACUUUCACUCCUCCAUUUAUGAGAACUAAGCUAAAGCAGGAUUAGGCAGAUGCAUAGUUUAAUAAAUUAUAAGGAAAAUAAGAAGAGGAUAGUCUAUGA
Stylonychia lemnae is the source of this 2577-nucleotide messenger RNA. The record is from the annotation of a GenBank genome assembly. Lineage: Eukaryota; Ciliophora; Spirotrichea; Sporadotrichida; Oxytrichidae.